AUGAAGCUUUCUCUUCCCACUCUGGCAGCUCUGGUGGCUGCCGUCUUGGCAAAGGACAAGAACACCUACCAGCCCAAGUUCUCCACCAUCUCUCCCGAUCUUACCGAGAUCGAGGCUGCCGCUGCCACUGCUGUCAGCAACCACUACACCUCUCCCAAGGUACCCGGAUGUUUCUUUGAUAACUACUACCAGAUCUGGCUCGAAAAUACCGACUAUGAGAAGGCAUUUGAGCAGGAGGAUCUUGCCUGGCUCCGAACCCAGGGAAUCACCCUGGACAACUACUGGUCUCUUACUCACCCCUCCGAGCCAAACUACGUUGGCGUUGUCGGAGGAGACUACUUUGGAAUCAACAACGAUGAUUUCUUCCGAGUCCCCUCGAAUGUGAGCACUGUUGUUGAUCUGCUUGAGUCCAAGGGCAUCUCUUGGUCCGAGUACCAAGAACACCUUCCCUACACCGGCUUUGAAGGUUUCAACUUCUCCCGACAGACUGACUAUGCCAAGGACUACGUGCGAAAGCACAACCCCCUCGUAAUCUACGACAGUGUUGUUGAGAACGAGUCUCGACUCCGAAACAUCAAGAACUUCACCGAGUUCGACCGAGACCUCAAGGCCAAGGAGCUCCCCCAAUGGACCUUCAUCACUCCUAACAUGACCAACGAUGCCCACGAUACCGAUAUAGACUGGGCUGGACGAUGGGUGGCCCGAUGGCUUAAGCCCCUUCUCAGUAACGAGGAGUUCAUGAAGAACUCUCUUGUUAUCCUUACGUUUGACGAGAACCACACCAAGCCUCUGGAGAACAAGGUACUUGCUAUCCUCUUUGGCGGAGCCGUCCCUGACCACCUCAAGGGUACCACCGACAGCACCUACUACUCUCAUUACUCUAACAUUGCCACUGUCCAGGCAAACUGGGGACUGGACCAUCUCGGGCGAUUCGAUACCGUUGCUAACCCCUUCAAACUUGUUGCUGACUCUCUAAACAUCUCUAUUGUUGACCAUGAUACCACAGGUCAGUACAAUAAUAAGUCUGUUGUCGGCUACUUCAACGACGAGCGAGUGUCUAUCCCCGCCCCCAAUGCCUCUGCUAUUGGCCUCGUCGGAAACACCAUCUUCCCUCCUAUUGCCAAGCUGUGGGGUACUGAGGGAGAUAUCCCCAAUAUCAUCAAGCCCGCUGCUGGCCAGUGUGGAAAGGUCGUUGAGGAUGUUCAGAAGCCCACUAACGUCACCCAGGAGAAGCCUUCUAACGCCACCAACCAAGAAGUUAUCAAGUCUACUGAGUCUUCCAAGGCUGGGUUUAAUUCUACUGCUUCUGUUGUCAACGUUGUCCCUGUUGUCCAUCAGACCACCACUAUUGAGGGUGCCUACGUCACUGUCUACACUUCUGACUGUCUCACCACCUCUGUUGAUGAGACUGGAAAGACUGUGACAACCCACGUCCUCAAGACAGUCACCAGUACUGUCUGUCAUAAGUGCGAGCACAACUAUGUCUCCUCUGUCGCCGCUUCUUCUGCUCCUGCCUCUUCUGCCUCUGCCUCUGCCCCUGUCCCUUCUACCACUGUCGCUGCCCAGGGAACAGUCACAAAGGUUGUUACUACUAUUAACACCACUAUUUCCAAGGUUGCAGAGUCCCAGCCUGAGUCCUCUAAGGCCGAGACAGCCGAGACUCCUACUACUAAGGCCCAGUCUGCUCCAAAGGCUGAGGUUUUUUCCAAGCCCGCUGAGUCCUCCAAGCCCGUCGAGUCCCCUAAGCCUGCCCCAGUAGUGCCUUCGAAGGCCCCUGUCGAGUCUCCCGCCGCUGAGUCCCCCAAGGCUACUCCUUCCGCCAGCAAGGCCUCUUCUCCAGCCGGAUCUGCAGUUCCUGGAACUCCUAUUGUUCCUGUGGUUCAGCCUUCCCAGGCUCAGCAAUCCACUCCUGCUGUGGCCCAAGCCAACGGAGCCGACAAGGCCACCCUCGGAGCCCUUGCUCUGCUUCCCCUUCUGUCUCUCUUCUGA
Molecule: messenger RNA, 1989 nt
Organism: Yarrowia lipolytica CLIB122
Lineage: Eukaryota; Fungi; Ascomycota; Dipodascomycetes; Dipodascales
Biological process (GO): phospholipid catabolic process
Molecular function (GO): hydrolase activity, acting on ester bonds
Source: RefSeq, a predicted model, not a curated record